UGAUUAAAGGAAGAACUUAAUAUUUUACGUUUUUCACAAAGUUAAUUUUUUUAAUUUUGCUCAUUGUAAUAGUUUCUUAAAAAAAUAUUUUAUAUUUUUGAACGUUGAGUUAGAAAAUUUAAAAUGGCCCACGCGGCUCCUUAUAAAACUAUAACUGAUCCCGCUAUAAUUCGGAAAAAAAAUGAAUUACGAAAGGCUGUAUCUGAAGAAUACAUAAAACAUACAUCAAAUCCUUACCGAAAUAUAAAAAUGGAAGGUGGAACUUUGUUUGAUGUCGGUAUUCAAAGAUACAUGUCUAUGAAAGCAACACAACAUGAGUUUUUUAGGCCUACACCUAAGACUUCACUUUUAGGUGUACUAAUGAUAGUAGUGCCGUAUGUGAGCUUGACUUAUUUCAUUAAAAAAGAACGCGAUCGCCGAGAAAAUUUAAUUCGAACUGGACAAGUAUCUUACAAGGACAGAGGAUUCAAAUUUGCAUAACAAGAUUUACAUUUAUAUGAAUAUUUUUAGUGUUAUUUUGGUAACAUUGCCAUUGUUGUUUAGAUUUAUUAAAAUAGAAAUGCCUGUAAUAAAUAAUUAACUUAACAAUUUAAUUUCAACUUUUAUCAUAUUUAUAUACUUUUUUUAAUGUCUGUAAUGUAAUCAUGUAAAAAACAGAUAUUCAUUUGAGUUCAAUGAAAUAUAUAGAAAAAUAAAUUAACAGUAAAAAUGUUGUAAGAAAUGUUAUUAA
This is a messenger RNA of Aphis gossypii (cotton aphid), 730 nucleotides long. It is a transcript of the gene ND-B15, whose product is annotated as NADH dehydrogenase [ubiquinone] 1 beta subcomplex subunit 4. The transcript is spliced from 3 exons. The coding region runs from base 124 to 480 and encodes 118 amino acids. The record is from RefSeq and is a predicted model, not a curated record. Gene Ontology annotation, cellular component: mitochondrion. Lineage: Eukaryota; Metazoa; Arthropoda; Insecta; Hemiptera; Aphididae.